GUGGGCACUGUCCUGCCCACCUGCUCCGCGGCCAUCCCUUGGGAGGGCCUGAAGGGUCAGCGCUUGAGAACCGUAACCUGUCCGUUACUGAAACGCUUCACGUGAACAGCUGACCCUUGAACUCAGUGUGAACUGCUGAGUCCUCCCGUGUGCUGUGCGCGGAUGUUCUUCAAUAAAUACCGUGCUACAGCGCCUCGCCCUCCCUGGAGCAGGACAGGGGGGCGCCUGGGGCUCGAGCGUCCUGGGGCCUUGGUCAAACCACUGGUACCCAGGGACCGGAGGAUUUCAGUUACAUCUGUCUCUGUGCUUCUGGCCAACCUAGGUGCAGUCUCAUCAAAAACCCUAGACUGUUGUGAUGAAACAUUGGAUGGAAACUUCCUUCAUGCCUCUCUUGAUGCCAGAAUUGAAGGGGAACGAGGUUGCCAUGGAAACGGUCACCUCGCUUCUAGAGGAUCUUGGCAGCAGCUAAGCCCUGACUUUUCUCAUUCUACAUUUCUCAUUCGACACUUUCUCCUUAGGAAGUUCAUUCUGUGGGACUAACUGGAUUAGAAGAAUUAAAGGACUGGGAUAUGAAAUGAUGAUAUAAUUUGAUAUAGCCAAGCAACAGCUUCUCCCGAAUCAGCAUGUUAAGAAAUAAGGGUCAUUCCUCCAAACAGGAUAACUUAGCAGUCACUGCAGUGGCUUUACAAGAUCACAUUGUACAUGAUCUUCAACUUCAAAAUCUUUCAAUAGCAGACUCUUCUAAGACAAAGGUACAAAAGACAGAGAACAGAUCCAAAUCUCUAAGAAGAAAUACAAAGGCCCUAAUAGAUACUGGACUUAAGAAAACCACACAAGGAGGCCCUAAAGUGGAAGAUCCAGAAAAAGAAUAUGUUCUUGAUCCAAAACCACCACCAUUAACUUUAGCACAGAAGUUGGGCCUCUUUGACCCUCCCCCAUUGCCACUGUCGGCGGAUGAAUGGGCCAGAGUGAAGCAGAGAUCCGUGGAGCAGGGGGACUCCACGCAGCCGUGCCCGAUAUGCAGAGAGGAGUUUGGACUUCACCCGCAGGUGUUUAACGUGCUGCUCUCCUGCUCCCACGUGUUCCACAGGGCUUGCCUUCAGGCUUUUGAAAAGUUCACAAAUAAAAAAACGUGUCCUCUCUGUAGAAAGAACCAGUACCAAACCCGGGUGAUCUGCGAUGGGGCCCGACUCUUCAAAAUCAAGUGUGCGACCAGGAUCCAGGCGUCCUGGCGCGGACACGUGGUCAGGAGGUGGUACCGGGACCUGAGGAGGACGGUGCCGCCCACAGAUGCCAAGCUGAGGAGGAAGUUCUUUGAAGCCAAGAUAAACUCAUCUCUUCAGAGAAAAGAAAGGAAACGGGCUCAAGUUUUCACACCUCCUGAGCAACGGAUGGACCUCCUGGCAUCACCAAAAUGCGAGAGAGUUUUAGAAAUAAAUAACUGUGGUUUCUGACUUUUCCUUUAA
Odocoileus virginianus texanus is the source of this 1466-nucleotide messenger RNA. Lineage: Eukaryota; Metazoa; Chordata; Mammalia; Artiodactyla; Cervidae. The record is from RefSeq and is a predicted model, not a curated record.